Leguminivora glycinivorella is the source of this 17672-nucleotide messenger RNA. It is a transcript of the gene Bruce, whose product is annotated as baculoviral IAP repeat-containing protein 6. Gene Ontology annotation, molecular function: protein binding; ubiquitin conjugating enzyme activity; cysteine-type endopeptidase inhibitor activity. Gene Ontology annotation, cellular component: nucleus. NCBI's taxonomy places the organism in Eukaryota, Metazoa, Arthropoda, Insecta, Lepidoptera, Tortricidae. Gene Ontology annotation, biological process: regulation of cytokinesis; apoptotic process; negative regulation of apoptotic process. The record is from RefSeq and is a predicted model, not a curated record.
ACGUAGAAUAGACAGAUGUGUUCACGGCCACGAUGGGCGAUGAUUCUUUGAUAUUACGAGAAGAUGGUUAUAUACGUAUGAACUUUCCUGUUACUUCUUUAACGUAUCACAGUAACUUGAACAUAAUUUUGGUGAAGACUGAUGUUGGUGGUGUACACGUUUUGGAUGUCAAUUCUGGUGUGAUUCUUCAGUCGUCCUGCCUAUCAGCGGAUGAUGGGGGUACGCUCGGAGUGGAGUACGCGUCGGGGGCUGACAGGGUGUUCGUGUGGGACAGCAGUGGCGUGGGAGCCCGGACGGAUUACAAUGGUGUCCUGCUUCUGCACACGGCGCUCCAGCGGCCGCUCCCGUCUUCGCAGCCGGAUAAAAUAAUAAGAAUUGAACUUGUGCUCUCUGAGGCUGUCCUGCUGUACCAGUGCCUGCAGAGUCUGGACGUGCACUCCAUCGAGGGACUAUCCGAUUUCAUCAAUGAGCUCAAGAACUCCAUUGAUGCCGAACCAGCGAGGAAGGGAGUUAAAGCGCAAAAGUGGAGCACGGUCACCAUAUGCCUGCCCCAGUCCACACUCCGACUGGUCACCACCGGAGUAGUCCAAGAGCUCAAAGGCCAGAACCGGAGGAUCCCUGCCCUGGCCAUCGCUUCUGCUGUGGGGCAACGGGCCAAUGAGCUGAUGCCAUGCUCCAGGGACGAGGAGUCGAGGGCACUGAUGUACUCUGAAGCUGAGCGGAAGGAGACCUUUAAGCGGUGGCCGCAUAUGGAUUAUAAAUGGGCGCUCCCCGCGCGCAUGGCGCAGGCUGGGUUCUACCACCAACCCUCGCCCAGUGGGGACGACCGCGCCAUGUGCUUCACGUGCAUGGUGUGCCUCGUGUGCUGGGAGAAGUCCGACGAGCCCUGGGUCGAGCACGAGCGGCACUCGCCCAACUGCCCCUUCGUUCGCGGCGAGUACACGCACAACGUGCCCAUAUCGGUAACAAAUGCCACAGCGUGCGCGGUGCCCAGUCCAAACGUGACCAUAGUCUCCAAAGGCAACACAGGCGAGCUUAUAGCCACCGGUUCUGCAGAAGGCAAAGUCAACAUCUGGAAGUUUGACUGUGGUCUCAAGCUGGUCAAGUUCAUACACCUCUCGCCGUAUGACUCCAUCUUCAGUGGGAUACUGUCAACGGACUGCAAUAAGGUGUGGUCGGCCAGCCUGGAGAAGGAUUCCUCAACCUACAGCCUGGAACUUACAGCGAUGGCCUUCGUCGGCAUGACGUCACAGCAAGAAACAUACCCACAAGCACAAAACACAGAAACAGGCGUAGGCGAAAAAGAGACCAGCAACAACAAGACCAAGCCCUCACUCAUCUGCGCUGUCACCAUCACUAGGACAAACAAUAUCCCCUCGGACCAACCUAUUAAAGAAGAGGAUUCCAGCAAAGCACUCUUCGACUCAGGCGCUCCAGAUAAAUUUAAAGAGAGCGUCCAAGCUAUGAACGACCAGAACGAAGCAAAGAGCAACCUCUCACCUAUAAACAAAAUGCUCUUCCUACUCACAUAUGAUAUACACAGCUCUUUAGCAGGUUCUAUAACAACGGUCGUUCACACAUCCAACAGCAGCGGGAACUCCAAACCGGGAGUCAGCAAGAAAGUAUGCACAGUAGCUCGAACAGACGACGCGAACAUAUACGACGAAAUAUACUUCCAAUAUUCUGACGAGGACACGGAGCUUCCCCAGUGUACUAGUCUGUUAGACGAGCAGAUCAGCAAUGUGAUCAAUCUUAACGCUUCUUCUAGUAAGGAGGACUCGAAAAUGUGGGAACCGAAGAAAAUCUUUCUAACAAAGCAUUACAAGCUGUUACCACCGCCGCCACCUACUGUCUUACUACCGGAAUUACCUGAGUCUGGACAGGGUAGCAUGCUAGACUUUGUAGGAAAAAUAUCGCAAUUGAAAAGUUGGAAAAGUGGUAACUUGGACUCUGUUGGGACUAAGUUAGCUGAUCAGACGGACGCGGUCUUACAACAAGCAGAUCCCAUCACACAUUACCUCAAUAUGAAUGGGCCUUUAGAAAUCUCAGACCUCAAGUGGUAUGAAGGCGGAGAGGGUACAGAAAAGAUUAAAGUUACCACAUUUGGUGGCAGCAAAGUCGGCACUCAGACCGCAGUGAGCAAUAGCAAUAAUGACGGCUUCGAUAGCGAUCCUCCGCAAGAGGAGGUCGUCUCACAAGGCAUCGCCGUCCAGUGCCUAAGUCUUCCAGGUUUCAAGCUCAACCUUAGAGAUGACUCCAAAGUCACACAUUUAUUCCCAACAGAAGACAAGGAACAUUUACUAGUAGUUAUCUCAAGCAUUGAUCCAGAAAAGGUCAGAGUAGAAGAGGACACUGACAACGAUGGCGACACGAAAAUGGACGUCGAUGACGUCACAGAGCAACCGGACAAGGCAGACGACAAGUCUGAUGUGAAAGCGUACUUCAUUCUGUUUAAAAUCAACAGCAAUACUUCAAUUUUCACUCUAGAAGACAAUCCUGUAAAUAUGAUGGAGCUGCCUUACGGAGAAAGUCCUGUAGACCUAUGCUUGCUGCCUGUUGACAAGCACGAGCAGUACUCGUUCGCCGCUGUAGGCGUAGACGGUAGCCUUAGACUGUAUUCUCUACCUUCCUUCAAAAUGCUCUCAGAGAAGCAAGCUCCUAAAGGCCAGUUCACAUCAGUAGCGUACUGCGCAUCAGUGGAACGAUUAAGCGUGUCAACGAAGCACGGAAUGAUAUACUUCUACGCACUGAAUAACGGUGAGAAGGAUUCGACUGGCGAUAUCGACGAAGACGAGUUCGCUAACAUAGACUUUGAGAUGCUGCAUAGAACGCCGAGAGAAACCGUAGGGGCCACUCCCGCGCCUGUUAUGUUAGCCAACAAGACUGAACUGGAUAUGAGUGAUCUAGAAACUAUGACGACUUUGAUAGGGUCUUUCGGUCAUACGAACACUACGGUUCCUUACAGCGCAGUGGUCCCAGGUUUCUGGUGUGAGUUGUCGCCGGCGCAGCGCUCCCGCUCCGACCACCAGAACAACCGGACUUGGCGCUUGCAAAACACAUCUUCCACUUGGGAUGAACACGUUUUAGAGCUCACCUUACCUUAUAGCGUCUCUCUAGCUCAUAUAGAAUUCGGAUUCACACUACACUCUUCCUGUUCAGCAAAUCUACCUAUAAUCCAAGUGACGCUUUUGAAACAGAACUUGCACGGGAUUGGCUAUAAGAAAGACGCUUCUUUCGGCCACCGAUCUGAUUCGCCGGUAUUUUUCCCGACAGUUGACGCGGUUGAGUCGAAUUUAGAGAAUCCAGUGAACAGCGAAGAGUACUUGCAAGCGCAUAACGCUGAAAUCCUCGCGGGCCCGCUAUUACUUUCCUCUGGCUUGGACUUGACUGGGCAAUCUGGUACUUUAAUACUGACCAGUCCGAGAUUAUACAGGGCUCGUGGCAGAACGUUUUUGAUUCAUAUAAAAACCUUAUUCGACCCAGCGAAAGACAUGAGCAAAGGCUCUAUAAAAUCUGGAGAAAGUAGCUCUAAAAAGUCGAGCUUUAUCGGUUGCGAUUGGUUACACCAAAUCUCGCUAACGGUACGUUCCAGUCCUCAUACUGACGUACCUUUGGAGCGCCAACAACGCAUAGCAAUGCUCGAGUCAAAUAGCUUCUUAGACACAUUAUGCGAGAUAGCGGUAAGCAAGGAUGACAGUGAGAAGCGGAAGUCGGCUUUAGACAUACUCAUUUGGGUGAUCUCAAUAAGACUACAGAGACUCAGAUUAGCCAAAACUGAUAAAGGCAAAGACAAAGAUGCUCAGACGCCCGUGGAGAUUCAGCAGAUGGAAUGUGUGAAGAUUAUUGAGAAACACACUGAUGCUUUGAUCAAGAACUGUAUUUUGUGCGGAAAUAGGAGCUUUGCUAAGAAGUGUGUGAAGAUCAUCCUUAUUACCAGCGAGGGUGUAAAACAGCUGCCGAAACCAUGGAAGUCAACAUUCGACGCAACACUAACAACGACCCUAAGCGCUUGCUUACCCUACGUCGGAGCUUGCGAAUCGCCAGGAGCUCUCCGCUGGCUUGUAGCGUUGGCACAACACGCAACACAACGCGGCGCGGCGGCUGACUUAGUGACUAAGUGCCUAGCGAUACUUGAGAAGACAGCUCGAUGCCUCGCAGAGCGUGGAGAUGACUACCACCACUUACUUAGAGCUAGAUUCGGGCUGUACGGGCUGCCGCUCGAGCGCACCGUUUUCGCCGCGGAAACCCCCGAACUCGGCAAAGGUUCCUCCACACCCGUCACUUACGCGAGCGUACUAUCUGGCGACACCUCCGCGCCCGCCGCCGCCAAACCCGACUACCAGCUCAAGGACCUGCUCAACCUGCCCCAGGAUAUGGAAACAAAAUCCACACCCACGCCCCAAGCCUGGUGGGCGCAAAACAACGGUGUCGGCGUAUUCGGAGCCGGCCUCAGCGAAGCCAUGCCUCUACACGUGAGCUGCCACUCGGCCUCAGACGGGACCAAGCUGGAGUCCACGGGAGGCCGACACCAUCCCGCUGUGGUGUCAACAUUGCCUGGCGACCCGAACCAGCUAUGGAGCGUCGUAAAGGAAGGCCAGAUGAAGCAGAUGUCGCAAGACCCAGACUCUCUGGAGGACGUUGAAAGUUCCCUCAUGGAAUGCGAUCCGCAGGAGAAACUUGAUUUUACUGAGGAGAAGUUCUUCCAGGAACAAGAGCAAUGCGGUAUACCAUGGGCGCAACUAGUAACCCGGGUGCCGCAACACACCCUGGUGGUUGAGCGCAUGCACAGCGGCGCCCGGCGGUACAUCGUGCUAGACUUGGGCCACGCGGUGCGGCUUACAGAUGUGAUAAUCCCAUCGUGUUCGGACCUGGUAACUCUGUGCAUUGACAUCUGGGUGUGCAGCGAAGAGACUGACUUUGUAAAGUUGGCGUUUGCCACCGACAUAGCUACUAAGCAUCUAGUGCUCACUGAUAUACAACCGCCCCCGCUAUGUCGGUAUAUUAAGAUUACGACGAUAGGCCGGUACGGCAUGUCAGCAAUGAAGUGUAAGAUCCCACUGGGCUGGUUCUACGGGGAGGUGGCAGAGAUCGCAAACGUUAACGCGUCCAUUAACUCUUUGAAUGCGCUGCACCAAGAUUUGACGUGUCGAUUUAGGCUAGCAACCGGCAAACUAAUGGACCUCCUGAACCCCUACUUGGAACUAUACAACGGCAACGCAGCCCACAUGAUGGCGUACCUGAACCUACCCAACGAAUCCGACCCGAAAGUCCUCACCGCCUACCAGGAGUGCAUAGAACUACAGCAGCAACUACACACGUGCACAAACAUCGUCAAACGGCUACAGAACAACUCGGAGUUUAAUGAGAGUGUUCUAGAUCAGAUUAAUAAGGGGCAAGUCACACCGGAGGCGUUGCUGGAGAGAGCGUCCACGGAUAAACUGAGAGUUAUUAGCGAGAACAUUGUUGAUACGCUGCUGUAUUUCUUCUUCCAAGUCGAUAAUGUGCAACACCAAGAAGUGAGCCUGGAAUGGUGUCAAGUGGUAUCCGGCUUACUAUGGGAGUGGGGCGGGCGAGGAGCGGCUGCCUUAGCCACUUUGCUGGCCAGACUAUGUGGUGGUCAAGACUGGUGGGGUACACACUUGGCCGAUACGCUUACUACUGCGUUUUCCGCUGCCGACGCUCCGCCAGCAGCCCUAGACAGAUGUCUGGUGCUCAUCAUGUACAUGGCGCGCAAGUCUCUCUUCGCGCACUCGGACCCAGAAGGCGGUGUGGCGGCCGCCUUGGCCGCUCGGGCCUUAGCGCUGUUGCGCGCACCGCGGCCGCAGCCCGCGGUUACUGCUGCCGUGCUGACCGCGCUAGCGGCUGCCCUGGACAGUCAGCCCGCCGUGUCCAACAAGCAUGCCAGCCGCUGGGAAUGGGUAACAGGCGGGCGGCCAGGGGCGACUGGCGCUGAACCCGCGCCUUCGCCGCGAGCCGCUGAAUGCAAGCUGCAUCGCCGGAAACUGCACAAGAAGCUCCUGCAUCAAAUGCAGGAGUUUGAGGCCGCCAGGCGCGGCAUACAGAUGUUGGAGGAGCAACAGCGCGUCCGAUUCAAUCUAAAAGCGCGCAUGGCGAUGGUUGGUAAGCGCAGCAACUCCGAAGGCGAGUCGUCCAGCGCGGCGCCGCGCGUCAAGCACACCGUGGUGUCGCCGGCGCUCUGUGCGCUGCUGGCCCAGGCGCUCGUGCAGCACAUGCUGGCCAUGGACAGCGCCGGCUCCGCGGACACGCUGCUGCUCUGCGCCAAGGUGGUCGGGCGACUGUGCGCGCUGUGCGGCGGUGCGGUGCUAGAGCCGUCGUGCGUGCUGGGGCUCGCGCGGCUCGCUGUCACGCUGCCGCCCUGGCCCAGGCACGCGCUCACCACGCUACUGCAGGACCUAGUAGAAUACGAAAAUGGCUCAGCCUGCUCGAGCCCCACAAACGAGGUAGAAGAAACAUGGCGCCUGAUGGAAGUUCGAGACGCUGCCCAAGACCGCGUGGAGAUUCGCAACGCAGUUCCUACGACCGGCGGCAAGGCGCCGCGGAAGUACCACCACGGCGUCACUGUAGCAGACGUGUUGGCGGAUAGUUUUGGUCUGCCAAAAACUAAAACUGAACCAUUCGGCGCCAUGAAACCUAAACAAAUAAUCAAAUCCCCCAGUUUGUCUUCACCAAAUUCAAUAAAAAGCAUAGACAUGGACCAAUUACCUCAAGUAGUAGAAUCAGAUGAUUCAGAGUCGGAGAAUCAGCUGGAACAGGAAUUCAGAGAGGCGAUGAGGAAGGAAACACGAAGUAAGCCGGCUCCGGACAAUAACACUAGCAACAUCUCGUGCUGCAUGGACGCGCGGCUGGAGAGCGGGCUGGGCGGCGGGCUGGGCGACGGGCUGGCGGGCGAGGCGCUGGCGCGGCGCGUGCUGCUGGCGGGCGGCGCCGCGCUGGCCGCCGCCGUGCGCGCGCCGCCCGUGCACGCCGCGCGCCAGGACCCGCUCCCCCACCACCCGCCGCGCCCGCACCCGCACCCGCCGCUGCACCACACGCUCUACGACGUCUUCCGGCAUCUCGCGCUCGAGUUCCACUACCAGAUGGACUGCACAUUCCUGGAAAACGUAGUCUCACUAUGGUUAACCCUCAACGGCUCCGUCUGGGGCAGUGGCGGCGCGUGGUCGCUCAACACGCUUUGCGUGCCGGCCGACACGCCGCGCAUCCGCCUCGCGUCUGACACCGUCAACGCGCUGCUAUUAUCGCUCACGCAAUUGGAAAACAUUUCUCUGAGAUGUUGGGUGCUGUCAAUGCAGGCUUUAGCGUGGAUCGCAUCCUUGCCGUUACAAACGGAAGGCAGCAACCAGACCAUGGGCCGUGUUAUCCACGAGUGCGAGCAUUUCGUACCAGCUAUAGUGAAAUUCAUCACCACCAAUGUGACCACAGACGGAGCUGUGGCUACCGCUGAACCUUAUCUUGGUGGUGCACACAUCGGCGCCGGCGCGGGUGCGGCGGCGGCGCUGCACGCCGUCCUCUCCCGCGUGGUUUGCCCGCGCGGAGCCGCCGGCGCGCUGGCCGCGCUGCGCUGCGUCUGCGCCGUAUGGCGUCGUGACGCCCCACCCACCGCUGCCUACGACCUACAAGCGACGUUACUGAGAGUAGCUCACCCGAUGCUACAAGUGCUUAGCCCGAGGCACGCGGCGCACGCGGUCAAACUGUUCGAUGCUGUCGCUCACCACUCCCUGGGCUGGGUGCGCGAGACGGGCGGCGGGCGCGGCGAGGCGGGGUCGGAGGCGCGGCUGUCGGGGCUACUGGCCGACGUGCUGGGCGGCGGCGGCGCCACCGCCGUGCGCCGCGCGCCGCUGCGCCGCGCCGUGCUCCAGCAGCUGCUGCACUACUGCAGGAAGCUGCUGCACGCGUCCGCGCAGCCCGCCGCCUCACAGCCCAACACGGUAUGUCAUUACUUCACUGGCUCCACUGACACCGCCACUGGCCGACGUGCUGGGCGGCGGCGGCGCCACCGCCGUGCGCCGCGCGCCGCUGCGCCGCGCCGUGCUCCAGCAGCUGCUGCACUACUGCAGGAAGCUGCUGCACGCGUCCGCGCAGCCCGCCGCCUCACAGCCCAACACGGAAGCUGCUGCACGCGUCCGCGCAGCCCGCCGCCUCACAGCCCAACACGGUAUGUCAUUACUUCACUGGCUCCACUGACACCGCCACUGGCCGACGUGCUGGGCGGCGGCGGCGCCACCGCCGUGCGCCGCGCGCCGCUGCGCCGCGCCGUGCUCCAGCAGCUGCUGCACUACUGCAGGAAGCUGCUGCACGCGUCCGCGCAGCCCGCCGCCUCACAGCCCAACACGGUAUGUCAUUACUUCACUGGCUCCACUGACACCGCCACUGGCCGACGUGCUGGGCGGCGGCGGCGCCACCGCCGUGCGCCGCGCGCCGCUGCGCCGCGCCGUGCUCCAGCAGCUGCUGCACUACUGCAGGAAGCUGCUGCACGCGUCCGCGCAGCCCGCCGCCUCACAGCCCAACACGGAAGCUGCUGCACGCGUCCGCGCAGCCCGCCGCCUCACAGCCCAACACGGUAUGUCAUUACUUCACUGGCUCCACUGACACCGCCACUGGCCGACGUGCUGGGCGGCGGCGGCGCCACCGCCGUGCGCCGCGCGCCGCUGCGCCGCGCCGUGCUCCAGCAGCUGCUGCACUACUGCAGGAAGCUGCUGCACGCGUCCGCGCAGCCCGCCGCCUCACAGCCCAACACGGUAUGUCAUUACUUCACUGGCUCCACUGACACCGCCACUGGCCGACGUGCUGGGCGGCGGCGGCGCCACCGCCGUGCGCCGCGCGCCGCUGCGCCGCGCCGUGCUCCAGCAGCUGCUGCACUACUGCAGGAAGCUGCUGCACGCGUCCGCGCAGCCCGCCGCCUCACAGCCCAACACGGAAGCUGCUGCACGCGUCCGCGCAGCCCGCCGCCUCACAGCCCAACACGGUAUGUCAUUACUUCACUGGCUCCACUGACACCGCCACUGGCCGACGUGCUGGGCGGCGGCGGCGCCACCGCCGUGCGCCGCGCGCCGCUGCGCCGCGCCGUGCUCCAGCAGCUGCUGCACUACUGCAGGAAGCUGCUGCACGCGUCCGCGCAGCCCGCCGCCUCACAGCCCAACACGGUAUGUCAUUACUUCACUGGCUCCACUGACACCGCCACUGGCCGACGUGCUGGGCGGCGGCGGCGCCACCGCCGUGCGCCGCGCGCCGCUGCGCCGCGCCGUGCUCCAGCAGCUGCUGCACUACUGCAGGAAGCUGCUGCACGCGUCCGCGCAGCCCGCCGCCUCACAGCCCAACACGGAAGCUGCUGCACGCGUCCGCGCAGCCCGCCGCCUCACAGCCCAACACGGUAUGUCAUUACUUCACUGGCUCCACUGACACCGCCACUGGCCGACGUGCUGGGCGGCGGCGGCGCCACCGCCGUGCGCCGCGCGCCGCUGCGCCGCGCCGUGCUCCAGCAGCUGCUGCACUACUGCAGGAAGCUGCUGCACGCGUCCGCGCAGCCCGCCGCCUCACAGCCCAACACGGUAUGUCAUUACUUCACUGGCUCCACUGACACCGCCACUGGCCGACGAAGCUGCUGCACGCGUCCGCGCAGCCCGCCGCCUCACAGCCCAACACGGUAUGUCAUUACUUCACUGGCUCCACUGACACCGCCACUGGCCGACGUGCUGGGCGGCGGCGGCGCCACCGCCGUGCGCCGCGCGCCGCUGCGCCGCGCCGUGCUCCAGCAGCUGCUGCACUACUGCAGGAAGCUGCUGCACGCGUCCGCGCAGCCCGCCGCCUCACAGCCCAACACGGUAUGUCAUUACUUCACUGGCUCCACUGACACCGCCACUGGCCGACGUGCUGGGCGGCGGCGGCGCCACCGCCGUGCGCCGCGCGCCGCUGCGCCGCGCCGUGCUCCAGCAGCUGCUGCACUACUGCAGGAAGCUGCUGCACGCGUCCGCGCAGCCCGCCGCCUCACAGCCCAACACGGAAGCUGCUGCACGCGUCCGCGCAGCCCGCCGCCUCACAGCCCAACACGGUAUGUCAUUACUUCACUGGCUCCACUGACACCGCCACUGGCCGACGUGCUGGGCGGCGGCGGCGCCACCGCCGUGCGCCGCGCGCCGCUGCGCCGCGCCGUGCUCCAGCAGCUGCUGCACUACUGCAGGAAGCUGCUGCACGCGUCCGCGCAGCCCGCCGCCUCACAGCCCAACACGCCGCCGUGCGCCGCGCGCCGCUGCGCCGCGCCGUGCUCCAGCAGCUGCUGCACUACUGCAGGAAGCUGCUGCACGCGUCCGCGCAGCCCGCCGCCUCACAGCCCAACACGGUAUGUCAUUACUUCACUGGCUCCACUGACACCGCCACUGGCCGACGUGCUGGGCGGCGGCGGCGCCACCGCCGUGCGCCGCGCGCCGCUGCGCCGCGCCGUGCUCCAGCAGCUGCUGCACUACUGCAGGAAGCUGCUGCACGCGUCCGCGCAGCCCGCCGCCUCACAGCCCAACACGUCUGCCUCGAGUCCAGGCGUGGCCGGAGGCAGCGGCAGCUCCAGCAGUGGCGAGGGCUCCUCCCAGUCACAAACUGACGAAAGCAAACAGCAAGCGCAGGAUACUACCAAUCUCGAGGACGAGAGGAAACAGCAAGCGCCGAGAGCACCUUGCGUCGCUGAUACAGUGCUGCAACACCACGCAAUCAUGCAGAGGUUCUACAGGACCUUAUCCAUUUGCGACGGCAUGAACACGACAGUGCUCAAUUCAGGCAUGAACUCUGAGCCUUCCGGCGAAUACGCGUCGUUGAAGGAGGAGGUGUUCUGGCUGGUCGCGCACAUGGCCAGCGUGGCUUCCAAUCCUGCCGCCAUGCUGCCCAGCUUAAUGGACUUCCUGAGAAAAGAAGAAGUUGUCCACCUAUCCCAAGCAAUGCAGCAACUAAUAAUCCGACUGCUCGACAAGCCCGAAGCCCUAAACGCCUUCAUAGAAGCCGGAGGGCUAGAGCUAGCCGUCGAGAAACUAACUCAGUGCCACCAAGCGGGCCCCAGCGCUAACCAGGGACUCGUGUCAUCACUAAUGAACUACCUGAAGUUACCACCGCAACUUAUCAAUAUGUCCACGUCAUCUAAUAAUGGGAAUAAGAAGAAUCAACUACCGGUGUUGGAGACGACAAAUGGGCUUAUCAACAUCGCGCCUUUAUGUACUGUGUCCUGCGGGAACCCAACAGCACAGGCCGCUGAUGUCCUUCUCAGCGGCGGCGGCGCCGCGCAUGCAGGCGGCUCUUGUGCCGCUCGCCGCGUCCGCGCCGCAGCGUGGUCCUACCACUUCUUCAGCGCUGACGAUUCUUCUUUGGCACUCACACUUCAACUGCCGUACGCUGCUCAACUGCAUGAGCUUCAGCUCCAUCCACAUCUCACAAGCCUAGCAACAUGCCCAGGCGCCGUGGCAGUUGAAGCCGGCUGCGGCGGCACGCUAGCCCCUCUUGGGCCUCCCCAGAACACCGCCGGCAUGACUUUCAUCCGCCUCGUAGUCGCGAGACCCAUCGUCUGCACGACUGUGCAAGUGCGGCUAUAUAAGCCAAGAGAUAGCUCCAAUAUGGGGCUGUUGCAACUGAGAUUAUUGGCUCAGCCUGCGUUCGCUGCUCCCGCCUCGCCGCAUUCACUUCCACACACCAAUAACUGGGCGCAAGUGGUAGCCACGUGCACCCGCGCGCGGCUGGCGGCCGGGCGCUGGGCGUGCGUGACGGGCGGCGGCUGCGUGGCGGCGCUGACGGGCGCGCUGGCGGGCGGCGGCGGCGCGGCCGCGCACGCGCACCACGCGCUGCUGGCCGCCGCCAAGGCCUGUCCGCAGCUGCGCGCGCCGCUGCUCGCCGCGCUGCUCAACAUGGACGAGCAGGCGCACGCGCAAGCGUUCCAGCCACCAUCGGGCGGGCGCACCAACAACAGUAUGAACGCGAUCUGCUCGCUAGCUCGACAGCUGUGCCGCUGGUGCUCGGACGGGUCCGUGCAGGCCUACGUGCGCUGGCUGGGCGCCGCCGCCGAGCUGUGGCUGCGCGAGCGUCGCCUGCCGCCCGCCGCCACCGUGCACACACUCGCCAGCGUGUUAUGGACGCUAAAAGAAGAAAGGAUCAUGGAGAAUUUAGAGGAAUUAAUCACAGAUGACCUGUUCGAGCUUAUUUACACUUGGGUCAAAGAUGUGCCUGAAAAUAGUCUUAUAAAGAAGUCUUUAGAUGCCGUAUUGUGUUCAAUGUGCUACAUCCGACCGGAACUAUUUAGAAUGUUGUUGGAACAGAUGGAUAUUCCUGUAGACAACGACGAAAGCAUGGAGGGUCUAACCGACGACACCAAAGUCCACGGCGGCGCGGCGCCCCUCUGGCGUGGCGGCUGCAGGGCUGGCAGCUGCGCACGGCCGCCGCGUGCGCCAUGUCGCCCGCCGCCACCACGCUGCUGCUCGGCUCCGCGCUGCCCGCCCGCGCCGUGCGCGCGCUCGCCGCCGCCGCCGCCACCAGGCUGGCCGGCAUACAGCAGCCGCUCGAGCCCGACCAGACCCCGCAGAGAGAAGGUCAGUUCCUUGACGUUGGGCUACAGGGCUGCGUGCGCCGUGUCGCCCGCCGCCACCACGCUGCUGCUCGGCUCCGCGCUGCCCGCCCGCGCCGUGCGCGCGCUCGCCGCCGCCGCCGCCACCAGGCUGGCCGGCAUACAGCAGCCGCCCGAGCCCGACCAGACCCCGCAGAGAGAAGGGCUGCGUGCGCCGUGUCGCCCGCCGCCACCACGCUGCUGCUCGGCUCCGCGCUGCCCGCCCGCGCCGUGCGCGCGCUCGCCGCCGCCGCCGCCACCAGGCUGGCCGGCAUACAGCAGCCGCCCGAGCCCGACCAGACCCCGCAGAGAGAAGGUCAGUUCCUUGACGUUGGGCUACAGGGCUGCGUGCGCCGUGUCGCCCGCCGCCACCACGCUGCUGCUCGGCUCCGCGCUGCCCGCCCGCGCCGUGCGCGCGCUCGCCGCCGCCGCCGCCACCAGGCUGGCCGGCAUACAGCAGCCGCCCGAGCCCGACCAGACCCCGCAGAGAGAAGGUCAGUUCCUUGACGUUGGGCUACAGGGCUGCGUGCGCCGUGUCGCCCGCCGCCACCACGCUGCUGCUCGGCUCCGCGCUGCCCGCCGCGCGCCGUGCGCGCGCUCGCCGCCGCCGCCGCCACCAGGCUGGCCGGCAUACAGCAGCCGCCCGAGCCCGACCAGACCCCGCAGAGAGAAGGUCAGUUCCUUGACGUUGGGCUACAGGGCUGCGUGCGCCGUGUCGCCCGCCGCCACCACGCUGCUGCUCGGCUCCGCGCUGCCCGCCGCGCCGUGCGCGCGCUCGCCGCCGCCGCCGCCACCAGGCUGGCCGGCAUACAGCAGCCGCCCGAGCCCGACCAGACCCCGCAGAGAGAAGGUCAGUUCCUUGACGUUGGGCUACAGGGCUGCGUGCGCCGUGUCGCCCGCCGCCACCACGCUGCUGCUCGGCUCCGCGCUGCCCGCCCGCGCCGUGCGCGCGCUCGCCGCCGCCGCCGCCACCAGGCUGGCCGGCAUACAGCAGCCGCCCGAUUGGGCUACAGGGCUGCGUGCGCCGUGUCGCCCGCCGCCACCACGCUGCUGCUCGGCUCCGCGCUGCCCGCCCGCGCCGUGCGCGCGCUCGCCGCCGCCGCCGCCACCAGGCUGGCCGGCAUACAGCAGCCGCCCGAGCCCGACCAGACCCCGCAGAGAGAAGGUCAGUUCCUUGACGUUGGGCUACAGGGCUGCGUGCGCCGUGUCGCCCGCCGCCACCACGCUGCUGCUCGGCUCCGCGCUGCCCGCGCGCGCCGUGCGCGCGCUCGCCGCCGCCGCCGCCACCAGGCUGGCCGGCAUACAGCAGCCGCCCGAGCCCGACCAGACCCCGCAGAGAGAAGAGUUACCAUCAAUGAAGAGCAUAUGCCAGCUGGUAGAGUGGACGCAACUAUUGUGCGCCGAACGACGCUUGAAAGACUGGCUCGGCGGUCCGGGGGCUGUGUUUUGGAAACCUCUACUUAUGCUGCUGUGCUAUCCUAGACCUCAAGAAGGAACAUGGCAAGAAGGUGCCGAAUACGCAGCACUGGAGGAGAAUACGAUCCGAUUGUUCGCUGAAUUGACUGUGUGUCAUGCGGCGAACCAAAAACUGUUCGCAGCGACUCUCCAUUCCAUCCUGGAGGCAUUGCACUGUACAGGUCCAGAAGGCAUCAGCGGUUUCACGCGCGCGCUCAUCCUUCGUCUGCUAUCAUCGUCGCGCGCGACGGUGGCGCUGCGCUGGGCGGGCUCGGGGUCGGGCGCGGGCGCGGGGGGUGGAGCCGGCGCGGGGGGUGGAGCCCCGUGCGCGCCGCCCGCGCCGCGCCACCCCGCCGCGCACUGCCACGCGCUGCUGGCGCUGCCGCUGCACACCACCGUGCGCACGCUGCUCGUCGACCACAGACCCCCGCUACCUCUCAUGGACGACACUGCCAAAGUGUGCGUCAGCAACCCUUCGUCCUCCGGUUCCGGCUCCGUUCUCCGAAGCGCCUCUGACACGGCCAUUAUGACCGUAGCUGAUGCUUGGGAGUUGAGUCUCGCCGCCGCCAGCGCCUCCAAGGACAAACGCGUCAAGGACGUCAAGAAUACCUCGCUCAAACAGCAGAACAGCAAGAAGCGGCAGAGCAACAAGACUGUCGACGCCACUAUGCUGUCUGUGACUGACGAUUUGAUCGAGACGACAAUCCGAGUGCAGUGUCAAGGCAUAGAGGGUUGGAUCCCUCCGCACACGACGCUAGCUCAGCUGUCGGCUGCCGCGCCUCAUGUUUCCGGCCCUCACCUUACGCUUACCCUUCACCUCAAUACCGGCGGUGAGUCUUUCUCCGGGCCGACGUGGGACGGCGGAGGCGCGGCGGGGGCGGGGGCGGGCGGCGAGGCGGGCUGCGCGCUGCGCGCCUUCGGCCUGUGCGGCGGCCUCGCGCUGCUCGCCGCGCGCCUGCCCCGCCCGCCCGCCGCGCCCACGCCGCCCCCGCCGCCCAAGCACCACCACGACCUCGACUGGGUCAAGGUCGACGACCCCUACGAGGAGGUGGUGGAGCUAGGAGUGAGCUCAGUCAACAACAGCGUAGAAGAGAACGGUUGCAGCGGCGUCCCGGCCCAUGCGCUGGUCGCACUUGGACUACUAUUGAAGCUUGGUGGCUAUGCGUCCGCGCUGCUGGACGAGGGCCCGCGCGCAGUUCAACUAUUGAGACUGCUACUAGGAGUCACACAUGACGAGGACGGACGAAGUAUAGUAGUCGGUAGUGCCGGCAGCGGGAGCUUCUCACUAGGCACUCUACCGUUCAGAGUAGUAUCCCGAUUAUUGGAAGCCGCUCCACUGGGCACAGAUGACGGUCGCUCACUUAGACGGGCGUUGCUGUCACUUGGCGCUGUGCGUCUCGUGCUGGCUUGUCUGUCUGUGUUCACGCACCAUCGACCAGCUUCUAAUGAUAAUAGCCAAACGUCUAACGGCUCGUCACUUGGCAAGGGCGAGGACAAGAGCCAACUAUACUGGGCCAAGGGCACCGGUUUCGGCACCGGCUCCACGCAGCAGUCGUGGAAUGUGGAACAGGCGCUGGUUCGCCAACGGACUGAGGAGGAGCACGUCACUGUGCUAUUACAGGUUUUAGCAUCAUACAUGAACCCCGGCGAGAAAUGGCCGCCUGGCGAGAGCUCGGCCGCGCCGGAGUUCUCCGCGGAGUCGGAGCGCAGCGAGGGCGAGCCGCAGGAGCUGCCCGCGGAGUUCAUCGACCUCGUCGCCGGCAGCUCGCUCGUGCCCGCCAUCUGCUCCUACCUCAGGAACGACUCGGUGUUGGACAUGUCCCGCCACAUCCCGCUAUACGUGUGCGUGCUGCGCUGCGCCCGCGCGCUGCACGCGCUGCGCUCGCGGCGGCUGGCGCCCGCGCUGCGCCCGCUGCCGCGCCUGCUCGCGCUCAUGUCGCGCACCACCAACAGCUACGCCACCAAGCUGAGGAUGAGUAAAAAGAAUAUAUUCGGAAAGAUGACAUAUAGCCAAAGAUUUAGCACAUCGAGUAAUUCAGAGCUCUCGGAAGAAGAUGAGGGUCUGGCCUCACUUAUAGCUGAUAUUCAGGCGACGUCGGCGCUGAUGUGGGUGGGCGAGGGCGAGGAGGAGGGCGCGGGCAGCAGCGUGGCGGCCGCCGUCAGCGGCGCCAGCCGCGAGGCGCGCUACAUCGAGCUCAUGCGCACCAUGCAGUUUGAAACAUUCGAAAUGAUCACGGAAUGCGCCGAGAGCGGGUUCCGGUUCUCAGUGCCGUACCACUUCGAGGGCACAGUGCGGGCGGCGGGCGAGCGCGCGCACCCGGCGCGCAUGAAGCGGCUCGCGCAGGAGGCCGCCACGCUCGCCACCAGCCUGCCGCUCUCCUACUCCUCCUCCGUGUUCGUGCGCACCGACACGGACCGGCUCGACGUCAUGAAGGUGCUAAUAACGGGCCCGUCGGACACGCCGUACGCAAACGGCUGCUUCAUCCUAGACGUGUACUUCCCGGCCGAGUACCCCGCCGUGCCCAUGCUCAUCAACCUGGAGACCACCGGCCGGCACUCCGUGCGCUUCAACCCCAACCUGUACAACGACGGCAAGGUGUGCCUGUCCGUGCUCAACACGUGGCACGGCCGCCCCGAGGAGAAGUGGAACGCGCACACCUCCAGCUUCCUGCAGGUGCUGGUAUCGAUCCAGUCACUGAUCCUGGUGCCGGAGCCGUACUUCAACGAGCCGGGCUACGAGCGCAGCCGCGGCACGCGCGUCGGCUCCUCGGCCAGCCUCGAGUACAACUCCAACAUCUACCAGGCGUGCGCGCGCUGGGCCAUGCUCGACCACCUGCGCAACCCCGAGCCCUGCUUCAAAGAGGUGAUCCAAACACACUUCUGGAUGAAACGGAACGAGAUAAUGCAGACUGUGGCCAACUGGAUCACGGAAUUAGAGACGCAGAGCGGCGAUGAGCGCACGCAGCGAAGCAUCCAGCUCAACCUCAUGGCUCUCAAGCGUCACUACGUGAAGCUGCAGGAGGAGCUGGCCAAGCUGCCGGUGCCGGCCGGGCUGGAGGCGCUGGACGAGCCCUUCACGCUGCCCGCCGCGCCGGCGCCGGCGCCUGCACCACUGCCGGUAGCCGCCACCACAGCCGCCCCCGCCGCCACCCCGCCCGCCCCGCAGCCGGCCGCGGACGACAUCGACCACGACAUGGAGAAGAUCGUCGCCGACGUGCUCGACUGAUGGGUGCCCGACCCGGUCUGGCCCCCGGACCUCUCCCCUCCGUGAUAUCGAUCGCGAACGAUCGCCGACCGACCGGCCUGUGCCGGUGGACGCGUCUGACCCGCGUUUAUCAUUCGUAGAACGUUUAUAUUUGUAGUGCCCGGUUUCGUUUUUGUAGUCUCUUUAUUUCUUAAGAUGUAGCGGGACCUCUGUUUAGUUUAACACUUAUUGUGAUACUAAAAAGGGCCGCGCGCCCGGUAAGCUAUUUAAGGGGGUAUUGUGUGUGGACGCGGACGCCGCAUCGAGCCGUCGAUAGUCGUCCGAGUGCGGGGCGCGUUCGGACGAGUUGUACGAGCGCCGCCGACGAUUUUGACUAUUGUCGUUAGAUAAAAUGACCCCGCGACGCGACGAGUAUUAUUAUCAGCG